Messenger RNA from Nezara viridula (southern green stink bug), 708 nucleotides. NCBI's taxonomy places the organism in Eukaryota, Metazoa, Arthropoda, Insecta, Hemiptera, Pentatomidae. The record is from the annotation of a GenBank genome assembly.
AUGGGAGCCAGUUUGCGGAGGAAGACAUGGCCUCUAGUCAUUAAGUUGUCACUGGAGACCGUACGGCGCUCGCCAUGUCUACCUCCGAUCAACAGAAAACUCCCAAGUCGAGAAGGAUGCUCGGCUUUAGUCAGCACUGAGCCUGCCAAAGGUGAAGUAUCCAACCCCGCACGACGUCAAGAUUCAUCCAUUGGAAAACCUGACCCAACUUAUAACGGGGUUACCCAAGUAAAGAUGAUUGUGGCGGAACUGGGAUGUCAGGGGCUGUUUUCUUGCGUUUUCUCCCUAGGUCUGAUGAGGUUCAAAGAUGAAAUCAUGGAAAAAAUAAGAAACCAUCACGCAUCCAAGGACAUCGGCAGAAUGUUAAACUCUAAAUCAAACCCAAGAUAUAGAAAAAUCUUCUCCUUUAAUGUUACCAGACCAGAGGAUUAUCUUCAGUUCAGGGCUCUGAAUUUAAACAAAUUAAGAGCCGUUAGUCGUCUCAGAGUAGCAAGUAAAGAUGUUAUGAAAAUAUACUUAAAAGAUGCUAUUAUGACUAUUAAAUCUAGUGAGGGCUCCCAACCAAUUCUUAUUGCUUCUAAAGACUGUCAUGUUUUAUUCAGCUCCGGCCUCCCUCACUUUUUCGAUAAAGCCCCCCAAAUUCCCCGAGGGGUUAAUAGUUGCCUCAAGGUCCCGAGGGGUGGUAUUAGGAGGACUGUUGACAGAUAA